AUGGCCCAGAGCAGCUGGGAGAAGCGCCUGGAAAAGCAGAGCCCAGGCUCCUUCUCUCUGGCUUCCUGUCAUCCCAUUACAGGUGGUAGUGGUGGAAGUGGCAAUCAGGAAGAGGUGCAGGAGGGGAGCAGCAGCCCACCACCAGCAACAGUCCCUGCCUCAUCCGGGACCAGUACCAUCACUGAGGAAGCCCAGCUGGGAGAGCAGGACGUGCAACAGUCAAAGCAGCAGCCAGAACUGCAACAGCAGCAACCACAGAACCAGCCAGAAUUGUCACAAGAGCAGCAGGGGCACGAUGGGCAGAAGCAGCUGUCUUCACCACAGCAGGAACUGCAGGAAAGCCACCAAUGCACACAGCACCAUGAGCUGGAGCCCCAGCUGCAAGGAAUGGAAAAGCAGAGCCAGGAGCAACCCCAGAAGCAAGAGCAACAUCUAGUGCAGCAGCAGCAGCAGCAAUUACAGCAGCAGCAGGCACAAGAUCAGCAGUUAGAGCAGCAGCAAGAACAAAGUCAACAAUUGCAGCAGGAACAACAGCUGUUGCUGCAGCCACAAGGGCAAGACCUACUACAGCAGCAACUGCUCCAUCAACAGCAACUGCUCCAGCAGCAGGAGCAGCUGCAGCAGCAACAGUUCCAGCAGCAGCAGGAACAGUUGCAGCAGCAGCAACUGCUGUUGCUGCAGCAGCAGGAGCAGUUACAGCAGCAGUUUUUGCACCACCAGCAGCAGGCACAGCUGCAGCAGCAGCUCCUGCAGCAGCAGCAGGCACACAUACAGCAGCAGCUGUUGCUACAGCAGCAGGCACAGAUGCAGCAGCAGCAGCAGCAGCAGCAACAGCAGCCGCCUCCGCUGGACCCGGAGGAGGAGGAGGAGGUGGAACUGGAGCUUAUGCCAGUGGACAUGGGGUCAGAGCAGGAGCUGGAACAGCAGCGCCAGGAGCUGGAACGGCAGCAAGAGCUGGAGCGCCAGCAGGAGCAGCGACAGCUGCAGCUAAAACUGCAGGAGCAGCUGCGGCAGCUAGAGAAGCAGCUGGAGCAGCAGCAGCGGCUGGAGCAGGAGCAGCUGGAGCGGCAGGAGGUGCAGCUGGAGCUGACCCCGGUGGACCUGGGUGCGCAGCCCCCUCACGAGGUGCAGCUGGAGCUGACCCCGGUGCAACCGGAGCUGCAGCUGGAGCUGGUGCCUGCGGCGGGCAGCGGGGACCGGCCGACCAUCUGCGGCGAGUGCGGCAAGGGCUUCAGCCGCAGCACGGACCUGGUGCGGCACCAGGCCACGCACACGGGCGAGCGGCCGCACCGCUGCGGCGAGUGCGGCAAGGGCUUCUCGCAGCACUCGAACCUGGUGACGCACCAGCGCAUCCACACCGGCGAGAAGCCCUACAUCUGCUCCUACUGCGGCAAGCGCUUCAGCGAGAGCUCGGCGCUGGUGCAGCACCAGCGCACGCACACGGGCGAGCGGCCCUACGCCUGCGCCGACUGCGGCAAGCGCUUCAGCGUCUCCUCCAACCUGCUGCGCCACCGGCGUACGCACUCGGGCGAGCGGCCCUACGCCUGCGAGGACUGCGGCGAGCGCUUCCGACACAAGGCGCAGAUCCGCCGCCACGAGCGCCAGCUGCACGGCGUUCUUCCUGUUGGACUUUCCUUCCUUACCGUAUCUCAGUCUCUGGCACUUUUUAGAAUUCGCUGGAAGCGCUACCUGUCCUGGGACAGCUUCACCCCAUCUUCUGCCCCAUGGCUGCUGGUGUAUGCCUCAUCAUCGGGACUUUGA
Messenger RNA from Dipodomys ordii (Ord's kangaroo rat), 1761 nucleotides. RefSeq names its product zinc finger protein 853 (gene Znf853). The transcript is spliced from 6 exons. Bases 1 to 1761 code for a protein of 586 amino acids. The record is from RefSeq and is a predicted model, not a curated record. Lineage: Eukaryota; Metazoa; Chordata; Mammalia; Rodentia; Heteromyidae.